Rubroshorea leprosula is the source of this 1508-nucleotide messenger RNA. The record is from the annotation of a GenBank genome assembly. Lineage: Eukaryota; Viridiplantae; Streptophyta; Magnoliopsida; Malvales; Dipterocarpaceae.
GUCGACAAGCCGUGUCUCCUGAAAACAUACGAACAUGAUAGGACGUAGCAAGAGAGUUGUUUUGUUAUCUUUGUUAUGUCUUCAUGCUUUCGUAGUGAGUGUUGUAAUUGCAAGAGAUGAUGUGAGUGGGGACAAAAAUGACGACAAGUUCCUUAGUAGCGAGAAGGGAGGAGGAUUUGGUGCUGGUGGAGGCGCUGGGUUUGGUGGUGGAGUUGGUGGGGGGGCUGGUGGAGGUGGCGGGUUUGGAGGUGGUGGUGGUGGAGGUUUAGGCGGUGGCCAUGGCAUUGGUGGUGGUGUUGGUGGUGGGUUUGGUAAAGGUGGUGGAAUUGGCGGAGGAGCUGGUGGUGGUGGUGGGUUUGGAGGGGGUGGUGGUGCUGGUGGUGGUGGUGGGAUUGGCAAGGGUGGUGGAUUUGGUGGUGGCAUUGGAAAGGGAGGAGGAUUUGGUGGUGGCAUUGGAAAGGGAGGUGGACUCGGUGGUGGAAUUGGCAAGGGCGGAGGACUUGGUGGUGGCAUUGGCAAGGGUGGAGGACUUGGUGGUGGCAUUGGAAAGGGAGGUGGAUUCGGUGGUGGAAUUGGCAAGGGAGGUGGACUCGGUGGUGGAAUUGGCAAGGGUGGAGGCCUUGGUGGUGGAAUUGGUAAGGGUGGAGGCCUUGGUGGUGGAAUUGGUAAGGGUGGAGGCCUUGGUGGUGGAAUUGGGAAAGGUGGUGAACUUGGGGGUGGGAUUGGGAAAGGUGGUGAACUUGGGGGUGGGAUUGGGAAAGGUGGUGAACUUGGGGGUGGGAUUGGCAAGGGUGGAGGCCUUGGUGGUGGAAUUGGGAAUGGUGGAGGCCUUGGUGGUGGAAUUGGGAAUGGUGGAGGCCUUGGUGGUGGAAUUGGGAAUGGUGGAGGCCUUGGUGGUGGAAUUGGGAAGGGUGGUGAACUUGGGGGUGGAAUCGGAAAGGGUGGUGGACUUGGAGGUGGGAUAGGUGGUGGUCCUGGAGAAGGAAUUGGAAAAGGUGGUGGAAUUGGCGGUGGUGCUGGAGGAGGAUUUGGCAAGGGUGGCGGUAUUGGUGGAGGCAGUGGUUUUGGAGGUGGAGCUGGUGGUGGUGCUGGAGGUGGAGUUGGUGGUGGAGGUGGGGGUGGAGCGGGAGGUGGCGGUGGAGCGGGUGGUGGGGGUGGAUUUGGUGGUGGUUCUGGAGGAGGCUUUGGCAGUGGAUUUGGAGGAGGAGCAGGAGGAGGCGGUGGCUUUGGAGGUGGUGGCGGAUUUGGUGGUGGAGGCGGUGGUGGAAUUGGACACCACUAAACAAUGUCUUGCUUCAUAAUGCAUGCAUGCAUGAAGUAACACACUAAUAAGAAAUCGAAACCAAAUGUCCAUUUAGCACAUUAUUAUGUAUCUUAAAUUAAUAAAUUAUAUUUACAUUACCAUUACCAUUGUAUGGGAGAUUUAGUUUGCUCCAGCAAAAUUGUUGUUCCAAUGUACCAUUUGUAUCAUUCUGUUGACAUUAAUGCAAUGAAUCAUCAUUCGAUAU